Trichoderma asperellum CBS 433.97 is the source of this 1158-nucleotide messenger RNA. RefSeq lists its product as uncharacterized. Gene Ontology annotation, molecular function: oxidoreductase activity, acting on NAD(P)H. The record is from RefSeq and is a predicted model, not a curated record. Lineage: Eukaryota; Fungi; Ascomycota; Sordariomycetes; Hypocreales; Hypocreaceae.
AUGGCCGGCUUCAUUCCUGAAAAAGUUCCAGGGUCCCAUUCUGCGGUUAUAAUUGCCGCCCCUAGGGCUCCUCUCGAAAUUCUCACGCGAGAUACUGAGGCACCCGGUGCAGGCGAGGUUCUUAUUCGUGUUGAAUGGACUUCCUCUACUCCUCUGGACCUCCAUCAGGCUGAUGGCGGGCUUCUAAUAAAACCGCCUUAUGUCAUGGGCACUUCUUUUGGAGGUACUGUCAUGGCCCUCGGUCCUAUCGAUCCCGCGAAUCCGGAUUCCCAUAAUCCUAAACUACAGGUGGGCGAUACCGUCUUUGGAUUCGCCUUUCGUAGUGCUAGAGAAAAAGGCCACCAGACAUACUUGACAACCUCAACUUUCUUAUGCAGCCGACUACCGCCAAAUCUCACUCUAGAAGACGCUGUCGCUGUACCGGUGAAUCUAGUCACAGCCUUCCAUACCAUCACAGCAGACCUUGAGCUGCCGCUCCCCUGGCCGGUACAGGAACUAAGCAAAGAGAGCCGUAAUGCUCCUAUCCUGAUAUGGGGAACAGCAAGCAGCGUAGGAGACUAUGCACUGCAAGUCCUUCAUCAUUGGGGCUACGAGAAUUUGCUUGCUGUUGCAAGUGAAAGACACCACGCGCGGCUUAAGGCGCUAGGUGCCAAGGCGACGUUUGACUACAAUGAUUCGAAUGUGGCAGAAAAAAUCCUCAGUUAUGCUGGGACAAUCUCAGACACCGAACCCCGUAUCCCAUAUAUCUUGGACUGCAUUGGCUCGCUGGAAGGCACAUUGCGGCCACUGACAAAGAUUGCCGAGCCAGGAGCCAAUGUGGCUGUUAUGCUGCCUGUUAUUAAUGUCCAUGCGAGCUCAAAUACGCCACCCGAGUACGAAAUGGAUGUUUCACAGUCACUGGUAGGAGAGUGGAGAGAGGGUGUAAAGCUCAGGGGAACACGAACACACUUUUAUCUGCGCAACGAACUCUUCAAAACCCAAUUACAGUCUGAGAUCGUGCCGACUUUGCUGGAAAAAGGCAUUAUCCAGCCGAACAAAAUCCGUAUAGUGGAAGGAAAUACGUUACUAGAACGAGCUGAGAAUGCUUUGAGCUUGCUGAGAGAUCAAGCCCCAAGUGGAGAGAAAUUGGUAUGGAGAGUCGCAGAUGAGGAUGAGUAA